This is a messenger RNA of [Candida] anglica, 825 nucleotides long. NCBI's taxonomy places the organism in Eukaryota, Fungi, Ascomycota, Pichiomycetes, Serinales, Debaryomycetaceae. The record is from the annotation of a GenBank genome assembly.
AUGGUGAAGACAUCACACAUUUUUGGAUUCUUAGCACUUUUAGCAAAGUCCGUAUUGGCAGUUGAUUGUUCUGCAAGUGAAUUGUCCCGAUACAAUAUUGAACAAUUGAAAGGAAUUCAUUCAAUUGUAGAAGAAAAAGAGACGCCACCAACGAAAACCAAGACAACUUGGUAUGUGGGGGUCUGUGAGCCAGCUAAGGACGAAGCCACCAAGAAAUGUCCAGCCGAUUCUGAGAUUUGUGGAAUUACCGAAGUUCUUAUCAAUGACAAGUACACCUUAACUCAAGUUAUAAGUUUUGAUUCUAAGUUGACAAAGAACUAUGAAACCAUAUCUGAUGCGAAAGGAGGUGUUAGAGUGGUUUAUAAAGAUGCCACAUGGGGGCCAGAGAAACUUGAAGCCAAAUUGACAUUCACAUGUCCUCUGGAAGAUUCUAGUGACGAUAAAGAUGUAUUCAAAGUUAAAAAUUGGGAUGGGAAAUCCUUGGUCAUUGAAGUUAUAUCCAACGCUGGUUGUAUCAAGGAUAAGGAAAAUGACUCUAAAAAGGGAGAUGGGGACAAGAAGGGCAAUGAUGGGAAGGAAGAUAAGGGAGAAUCUUGGGGUUGGUUUACAUGGAUAUUUAUCUUUAUGGUUUUAUUUUUGAGUAUCUACAUAAUUGGAGGGGCAUGGUUCCAAUAUCAUAAAUCCAAUGCAAUUGAUUUCCAAAGUGCACUCCGUGAAGUCUUGGAGAAUUUCAUUGAACUUCUUAGUGGGUUACCAAACUUUAUCAAAGAAAUUGUAGAAAAAGUGACUGGUAACAGUAAUAGAGGUGGGUACAGUGCUGUAUAA